Exophiala spinifera is the source of this 417-nucleotide messenger RNA. RefSeq lists its product as uncharacterized. The transcript has a single exon. The record is from RefSeq and is a predicted model, not a curated record. NCBI's taxonomy places the organism in Eukaryota, Fungi, Ascomycota, Eurotiomycetes, Chaetothyriales, Herpotrichiellaceae. Bases 1 to 417 code for a protein of 138 amino acids.
AUGCCGUCGCUCGCCAAACCCGAGAUCGAGUUCACGCCCGUUACCGACAGCAAGGGUGUUUUCUCCUCCAGCGUCACUUCACAUUCCAAUGGCGAUGGUACUUUCACCAACUAUCGGACUUACCUGCUCUCCCACGACCCGACUACGGGCGACAGAACGAUUUUGAAGGAACACUCUCCCGGCAGUGUCUGGGGAGGCAACCCGAGCGACAACUUCGACAAAGACACCGUCUGCUCGCAUGAUUACUGGGAGGAAUGCUACAUCAUCGAAGGCCGGUUCUACGACGUGGGCAAGGAGCAGUGGUUUGCUGCUGGCAGUUACUGCUGCAGGCCACCGGGGAUGCUGCACGGGCCUUGUAGGGCAGACGAGAAGGUCGGAUGUAGAGAAAUAUGUAUGGCUAGAUAUGAGCAGAAGUAG